This is a messenger RNA of Laccaria bicolor S238N-H82, 666 nucleotides long. RefSeq lists its product as uncharacterized. The record is from RefSeq and is a predicted model, not a curated record. NCBI's taxonomy places the organism in Eukaryota, Fungi, Basidiomycota, Agaricomycetes, Agaricales, Hydnangiaceae. Bases 1 to 666 code for a protein of 221 amino acids. The transcript has 4 exons.
AUGGAAACGCAAUCUAAAGGCCACCUUUGUCAACGGUCACUCGAAUUGGAAGCUGUUGAGAUUCAAAGGCGAAAAGUUAUCGCGCGGGCUCUCGGCUUCAUUGCAAGAAUAUCUGAGUGCAUCGCUUCUGACAGUUUCCCCUUGUAUGCUCCAGUCUCGAUCUCUCUCCGUUAUACUGAUUAUCUCCUCCCAGUUCUGAUCUUGCCUUGCGAUCACAGCCUUUCGUUGCCCAACCUUUUUGCUCUGCCCCCUAUCUGCACAACCAGACUCAGCUACUCGCUCGUAACCACUCUGCAUAUGAAUAGAAGAUACUCCACUAUUGUUCUAGUAUCACAACACCAGUGCAAUCUCCAGCUAGUUAUCGCACCGUCUUUCGCCCACCACCAUGAUUCGCACAACUUGGCCACUUGCACUCCUUCGUGCGUCAGGUACAACAAGUACCAAGCUCGUGAAUUCGGUCUUCGCCAGCUCACAUAUAUCGAUCGUCUGAUAGGGUGCGCCCAGCGUGUGGUUGUUUGGCUACUAUCCUCUUCCACCGAAGCUCAGAGCUGCUCGAUAACCUUCUCGUCGACGACCCACUGCGGUCCUUGGCGAUCUCGAGUUAAACAAAGAUUAGAAUCAAUGCCUGUCGACCUGUGCCUCGCCCUGACCUCUGGCUACUCUUGA